Messenger RNA from Penicillium bovifimosum, 873 nucleotides. Its product is annotated as pre-mRNA-splicing factor SYF2. The transcript has 2 exons. The record is from RefSeq and is a predicted model, not a curated record. Bases 1 to 873 code for a protein of 290 amino acids. NCBI's taxonomy places the organism in Eukaryota, Fungi, Ascomycota, Eurotiomycetes, Eurotiales, Aspergillaceae. Gene Ontology annotation, cellular component: post-mRNA release spliceosomal complex; catalytic step 2 spliceosome; Prp19 complex.
AUGGUCCGAACAAGAAAUGCGGAAAAGUCCGCAAAGGACGAACCAAGCCAAGAACAGACGACUGAGCAACCGAUCGAGGACACUCCCAAGUCGCCUGUCGCAGCCUCUGAAAACAAAGACAACAGCCCACCAGAAGACAAAAAAGAUGACGCCGCAUCUAAAGCGCGCGAGAGAAUGGACAGGUUCAAAGCUCUAAAGGCUCGAGCUAAAUCUGCGACUGAGCGCAACUUGAAAGAAACCGCGGCCGAAUCUCAGCGUCUGACCACCGAUCCCGCCUUGAUGAACACGUUGAAUCGCAAGCAUGCGUUCGCCUCACACAACCUCCUCAAAGCAGACACCGAAGCUUCCGGGGAGGACUUCGAACGCAAACGCGCAUGGGAUUGGACAGUCGAAGAAUCCGAGAAAUGGGAUAGGCGUAUGGAAAAGAAGCAGCGUCACCGAGACAACGUAGCUUUCCAAGAUUACACUCAAGAUGCUCAGAAAGUGUACAAGAGACAGCUGAGAGAACUGCCCCCGAACUUGGAGGCCUAUGAAAAGGAGAAGCUCGCUGCGAUUGAGCGAGCUGCAGCCAACGGUGACCUUGAGAUUGUGGAGACCGAAGAUGGUGAAAUGAUUGCAGUCGACAAGAAUGGUAGCUUCUACUCUACUGCGGACUCGACUGGCUUUACGGAAAGCAAACCGGAUCGUGCUGCUGUCGACAGACUGGUCAACGAUAUCCAGAAGGCCGAGGAUGUGCGCUUGAAGAAACGCAAGGAGCGUCGUGGUGGCGAUGAUGACGGUGAUGUCACAUACAUCAACGAAAAGAACAGACAGUUCAACCAGAAACUGGCUCGCUUCUACAACAAGGUUGGUGGUACUUGUCAAUUCUUGUGA